Messenger RNA from Musa acuminata subsp. malaccensis (wild Malaysian banana), 1086 nucleotides. RefSeq names its product probable CCR4-associated factor 1 homolog 7. Gene Ontology annotation, molecular function: nucleic acid binding; poly(A)-specific ribonuclease activity. The record is from RefSeq and is a predicted model, not a curated record. NCBI's taxonomy places the organism in Eukaryota, Viridiplantae, Streptophyta, Magnoliopsida, Zingiberales, Musaceae. Gene Ontology annotation, cellular component: CCR4-NOT complex; P-body; CCR4-NOT core complex.
UCGAGAACCCUAAUUUAUUCCUGGUUUCCCCGCUUGAUCCUUAUUCGAUUCACGAUUCCCUUUCGUUCGGCCUCACCCUUCUGUCGAUUUGGUCCAUUACAGGGUUCCGAUUCGCUCCCCCUUCCAAUAUCUAGGGUUUCUUAUGCCCCUCCUCUGCGAUCACGCCACCGAUUCAACCCCUGACCUUCCAUGUCGAAAGGCGACGACGCCUCCACCGUCGAGAUCCGCGAUGUCUGGGCCAACAACCUUGAGGCUGAGUUCGCCGUGAUCCGGGAGAUCGUCGACGAUUUCCCCUUCGUCGCCAUGGACACCGAGUUCCCGGGCGUCGCCGUUCGCCCCCUCGGCGACUUCAAGACCGUGGCCGACCAGAACUACCACAUCCUCCGCGCCAACGUCGACCUUCUCCACCUUAUCCAGCUCGGCCUGACCUUCUCUGACGCCGACGGGAACCUCCCGACCUCCUCGGCUGCCGGCGGACACCCUGUCGUGUGGCAGUUCAACUUCAGGGAGUUCGACGUCGACCGCGACGUCAGCAAUCCCGAUUCCAUCGACCUCCUCAUCAGGUCCGGCAUUGAUUUGGUGAGAAAUCGGGAAUUCGGUGUCGACGCGAUACGAUUCGCCGAACUCCUGAUGUCGUCUGGCGUCGUCCUCAACGAUUCCGUUAGUUGGGUGACCUUCCACUGUGCUUAUGACUUCGGAUACCUCCUAAAACUCCUAACUUGCAGAAGGCUUCCCGACACCCGGGAGGGGUUCUUUGAGCUCGUCAGGACGUUCUUCCCGGUUGUGUACGACAUUAAGCACCUGUUGAAGUUCUCGAACAGCCUCCACGGGGGGCUUAACAAGGUUGCCGAGCAGUUGGAGGUCGAGAGGGUCGGCAUCUGCCAUCAAGCGGGCUCAGAUAGCUUGCUUACUGCUCGCGCAUUUAGGAAGUUGAUGGGCAGUUACUUUGAUGGGUCAAUUGAGAGGUAUGCUGGGGUGAUGUAUGGUUUGGAUAUUGAACAUGGCAUAAACACACGGUGAUGUUUGCUGUAAUUCAUCAAUGAAUUUGAAAAAGAAAGGGGAAAAAAAAAACUGGUUUGGUGAGUA